AUGCACUCACUGGCCGAAGAUGGCCUAGACGGUGGCGUUGAAACCAAAAGGCGAUCAGUGAUAGUUAUGGAACCUGUGGCUAUUCGCAGUGGUGAUGGUGGUGAUGAUGGUGGUGGUGGUGGUGGUGGUGAUGAUGAUGUUGAUGAUGUUGUGAAUGACGGCGGUGGUGGUAUGCGUACAUGUUUCAUUGCCGAAGCGAAACCUCCAGUCGCUCCACAUGGAGGUUCAGCGAUGCCGAUCACUCAGGGUCUUUGCGGUGCGAUGACCGUGGGACAGACCACCCCCCGAAAAGAAUCGGUCCCUACUUGCAGCCAUCCCGACCCAGCAGCUGGCAAGAGUAAGUUUGCGGUGGGUUCUUCUGCCCGGGGAAGAUCCCGAGAUUCUGGACGAGCUGCUGAUGAUUAUGAUGAUGAUCCAAUUCCAUGA
Messenger RNA from Aspergillus niger, 426 nucleotides. RefSeq lists its product as hypothetical. Lineage: Eukaryota; Fungi; Ascomycota; Eurotiomycetes; Eurotiales; Aspergillaceae. The record is from RefSeq and is a predicted model, not a curated record. The transcript is spliced from 4 exons. The coding region runs from base 1 to 426 and encodes 141 amino acids.